GGAAGAAAGGGAGGAAAUGAAGUGGAGGGAGGGGAUGAACAGGGGGCCAAGGAUGUGACGAGGAUGCUAUGCACCUCCGUCUGACACUAACAAGACAAACGCCUCGCCACUGGCUGUUGCUCUGCGCACUGCAAUCCCUGCACUGUUGUCGCUGCACUCCCUGAGUUUUGCAGUCGCUCCCUGACGAGCGGGCCGAAGAAAGAGAAAAAGAGCCAGCGUUUCUUCUGCUCGGGCGAGUGUGAGUGUGUGAUUGUGUUCGUGUGUAGUGUAGCGUUCGCAGUCUGUAGUAAGUACGAGAGCGUACUCCGAGAGUUUGUAUCACAUCACGGUAGAUAGAAGAAGCAGGAGCCGCAGCACCACCACCAGCAGCACCAGCACAAGGAGUAGUAGCAGCAGCAGCAGCAGUUUUAGAAUUCCGGGUACGGAAGCACCAGCACCAGCAGCAGCAGAAGAAGAAGAGGAAGGAAUAUGUUUGGUUGCCCUCCAUCUCUCCUCUCUCUCCCUCCUCUCUCUCUCGCUCGCCCUCUCUCUCUCUCCCCGUGUUACCUCGAGGCCGUCCCGUCGGUCAAUCCUAGGUCUGUCGUUCACAUCCCCCCUGCGAUGCUGGCCCUCGACGCGAGAGUGUAAUUGGAGGCUAUGUUGAUGUACAGAAGUAGAACUAUGCUGCAUCGGUCUUUACGGUCUCUUUAUUGAACAUAUCUCGCACACUUUUCCUUCUCAGUCAGACCUCAAUCUUAUCUGCGUCUUCCGCCCCUUGGUCGUCGUCCUUCCUCCCCUCCCCUCCACUCGCCUCGCCUCGCCUCCUCAACUUUCCGCAUCCUUGUUCCAUAACCUGACAUUAGUUCCGUGCUAUUAGCAGCAGCAGCAGUCGAGCUCGUCGUUUAGAUUGCGCAGGUUUGCCUGAUUGUGUAUUGGUCUCUGUUUCGUCGAGCAAAGGCUCGCACGUCCUGCUUCUUCUUCUUGUGCAUCGCGCUCGCCAGCGCCCGUCUCCCGAACACGGCUCGUGGCGCAUUCGGCCGACCCCGUCUUUUGCUCGCGCCUGUCAAUCCCAGGUCCCAGGCCCGUCCGACAAGCGGCCGCAUCUCGGCAGCGCUCGCCUUCAAUCAUCAGGCCGCGGGCGCGCUGUGUCGUCUCGGACGACGAAGCAGAGGCGAGCUCAUGGUUCAAUAUAGGGUUGCCCAGAUUGGGAAGACUGGGGAAGACUUCGAUUGAAGUUGCGCGCGGCGGAGGACGAGGAGGACGACGACGUCCACGAGCGGCAGCCGCAGCAGCAGCAGCAGCAACGAAGCUGUCACGGUCGAGAUUCAGCAGGUAUCGAGUGAAGGUCAGGGAGAGAGACAAGGCUCGGUCGGUCGGUCGCACAGGCAGCUUCUCCGCUAGAGUCAGGGAAAGAUAGUGCGCUCGGUUGUAGACGAGGAAUGGCAAUGGUCGAACCGGAGCUCUCGUCGAUUUUCAGCCUGCACGCGCAGCAGCAGCAGCAGCAGCAGCAGCAUCACCAUCAGAGCAGCGCCCAGCAGCAGCAGCAGCAGCAACAACAACAGCAGCAGCAUAUGAUGGACUGGUCGUCGCAUGGCCAGGGGGGAAUGGGGCGAGGAGGAGGAGGCAUGAAUCACAAUGAGGAAGUUCCGUCCUACGCGCAAGGAGCAGAUAUGUACCACCAUCCCUACACCCUGUCACCCCAAUCGCCCUUCGACAUGGGCGAGUACCACCAUGUCGAGAAGCAGGAGCCGCCGCACUCCAAUUCCUCGGCCGAGUACGAGUACAUGAAUGUGAACCCGCUGACGCAGGUGGGCUCGAACUUGGGCGGGGGAUCGCACCACCAGGGCGGCUUCCUGACCUCGGCCUCGAGCUUCAUGACGUCGCAGUCGUCGGCCCCGAGCUACACCAACCCCGGCGGUGCAGCGCCCGGAGGCGUGCUGGAAGAGAUAGAUGGCAUCCUGCGCAAUUUCGACAUCCCGCAGCAGCACCACCAUAGCUUAGACAUGGAUCCGCUCUUCGGCGACCUCAUGUCGCUGCCGCAGCAGCAGCAAGCGCUCUACAAUGGAGGUCACACGGGCCUGGGACCUGUGGCGCAGGACCCCUUCGCCCCGCUUAACAUGAUAUCCAUGGAGGAUACGCAGGCCGUCGAGGACCUCGCUAAAUCGCUGCAGGUCGAGAUCAUGUCUGACAGCUCGCAGCUCGACAGUUGCAGCAUGAACUCCGAGAACUCGCCCUACAUCUACGGCAGCGCUUCGCAGGCCGCCAUGCACAGUGGCUACCUCGAUGCGGCCACGAGGGGCGCAUCGACAGGGGGAUGGCAGCAGCAGCAGCACCCGCAGCAGCAAUCGAUGAAGCUGCAAGGUGCUGGGCUUCUGCGCAAGAGCUCGAACCAGCAGCAGCAGGUGAGCGUGAUGACUUCAGCCGGGCUCGGAGGAAGCUACCACAACAUCGAGCAACCGGCAUUCCAGUACUCGCGAGGGCCGACGGCAUACGGGCCGAAUCAAUCGAUGGCGUCGCACAGCUUGCAGUCGAGCGUAGGGCACCAGGAGCAGCAGCAGCAGCAGCAGCAUCCGGACAUCGGGCGAUUGCACCUGAGCGGGGGGCACCCGGGGCUGAGCAACGCGCUGCCGGCGCCAGGGUCGGUGAUGCCAGCGACGGGAUUGCAGCUGGUGCAUUUGCUGCUGGCGUGCGCCGAGGCGGUGGCCGAGGAUAACCUGGAACUCGCGAAGGUGAUAUUGGUGCGUCUCAGAGGACAUGUCCUGCCGGAUGGGAAUCCCAUGCAGCGCCUGGCAGCCUACUUCGAGCAGGCGCUGCGAGCGCGGCUGACGAAGGAGAACAACUCGCCGAUUUUCAAGGGGCUGACGGGCGACAAGAGCAUCCCGCAGGCCGAGGUGCUGGAGGCGUUCAGCGUGUUCUACGAUUGCAUCCCGAUCGGCAAGUUCGGGCAUCUGACGUGCAAUCAGAUUCUGCUGGACGCGGUGGAGAAGGAGCGCACGGUGCAUGUGCUGGAUCUGCAGAUAUGGCACGGAAUGCAGUGGCCCGCGUUUCUGCAGGCGCUGGCGCUGCGCCCCGGCGGGCCGCCCAAGCUGCGCAUGUCGGCGCUCGGCAUCGAUCUCAAGGAGCUCGAGGAGACGGGCGAGAAGCUGCAGGAAUGCGCGCGCAACCUCCAUGUGCCCUUCGAGUUCUGCCCGCUCGUCACCGAGCUCGUGCAGUUCGAGCCCAGCAUGCUCGACAUGCGCCGCGGCGAGGUGCUCGUCGUCAACAGCUUCGUGCAAUUCCACUGCCUGCUCAACAAGGGCCCCGAUCUGCUCACCAAAAUCCUGCGCGGCCUGCGCAUGCUCAACCCGCGCGUCGUCGCCUUCGCCGAGAACGACGGCAACCACAACAGCCCCUCCUUCCUCACGCGCUUCGUCGAGUGCCUGCGCUACUACUCGGCCGUCUUCGACGCCUUCGACGCCUCGCUGCCGCCGGACUCGCCCGCGCGCAUGAAGAUGGAGCAGAUUUUCGCCGCGCAGAAGAUCCGCAACAUCAUCGCCUGCGAGGGGCCCUCGCGCGUCGACGGCCACGAGACCAUGCGCUACUGGCACAAGCGCAUGGAGACGGCCAACUUCAGAAAUACCUCGCUCAGCAGCAGAGCGGUCUCGCAGGCCAAUCUGCUGCUCAAUCUCUACUACUCCAAUGGCUACACGCUGAACACGAGCGAGUGCGGCUACCUGGCGCUGGGCUGGCACGGCAUGCCGCUGAUGGGCGUCUCGGCCUGGAAUUGAUCCUCGCGCUCGAGAUCUCUCUCUCUCUCUCUCUCUCGAGCUGGUUUUGUGUCUGUCGCAGGCCCCGACGACGGGCCCGCCCAAAUUCGUCACUCUUUCAUAUCUUUCCCCUCACACUUACACACGGGCUUCGCUUUUCGCCGAGCUAUCCCCUUGUACAACAAACAGAUCAUGUGAAGAAGUUUUGAGACGCGCACGGGUCAAUUAAGGUCAGUCAGUCAUGACGACGACGACGAUGUUGUUGAUGAUGAUGAUGAUGCGAGCAGCGAGCAGCAGCAAGCAGCAGCAAGCAGCGAGCGAGCGAGCGAGCAAGCAAGAUUUAGAGAUGGCGAGUUGGCUAUCGGCUCGCCGGGUCAAUAAUGGUUAGUUUAAGAGCUGAUCGAUCGAUCACAGAUAGUAGACUGGGGUGGGUGCUCAUCAGCGAUACUCUGUCAUGACUGCUGGUUGAAGUUGAGGAAGUUGUGGUGGUGUUGUGUAAUCGAGCACACCCUUACCAGUUACUGGUACCAGCUUGUAAAAUAUACGAUUGGAAUGCGGGACGUCGGUGCAAUAAUUGAUGUCCAUAUUUCUACUUUUAAGAAAUCCUUCUGUCUCAGUUGGGCUUCACGGAAUCCAGUUUGCUAUCUUCUCUUUGCAGGAGGGAGAGGAUGAUGAUGAUGAUGAUCUUCGGCAGAGCUUCACAGGGUCCGGCGAGCCCGUGGGGCUUCUUGACACCUUUCGGGAUCGGCCCCGUGGUGGCACCAACACCAGCAGCAUUAGCAUUAGCAGCAGCAGCAGCGGCUCGGUGUGCGUUUCGUGCCUGCUUGCUGGCGUGCGUGCUUGCUCGUGUAAUGUGCUCGGGGGCCUCGUCCCGCCUCUUGCAGGAGUCGGGUGUUCGUUUAGCUUCGAUGAAUCCAUCACCUUAAGAUUUGGGCUUACAGUUUUCUCUAAGCGAUUCUGCCUGGAUGCUGAAGAUGUUAUAGACGAAGAAAACCAAUAAAACAUUGUAGGGUAGAGGUUAAUGAUUACGGUGAUAUCGCAACUUUUUCUUCGAGUGUGUUAUUUUUUGACGAGCUGCUGCCUCCAAGUCGCUCCGAUGUAGAGUUUGAUUGGAAGACCCCGGUUGUCAUGGCUCCGGUGACUCAUGAUUUUCAAUGAAGUUUCAAUGUGGAGUUACUCUCUGCCUGUUCGUCGCCC
This is a messenger RNA of Marchantia polymorpha subsp. ruderalis, 4922 nucleotides long. Lineage: Eukaryota; Viridiplantae; Streptophyta; Marchantiopsida; Marchantiales; Marchantiaceae. The record is from the annotation of a GenBank genome assembly.